CAGAACCACCAUGACUGAUUUUCAAAACAAGCGUAGCUCCGCGGAAACUUCCUCCCCGCCGCGCCCCCCCCCUCUCUCUCUCUCUCUCUCUCUCUCACUAGGUCGGUGCUGAAACGCUCUCAAAUUGCACGGAGCCCCACAUGGAUCGGAGGUGGGAUGUCCGAGAAGAUGACUGCUACAGUAGGAAAACCUCCACCGCCUUUGACCGCUCUCUGAAACGCUCUCAAAUUGCAGGGGAGCCCCACAUGAAUCGGAGGUGGGAUGACCAAGAAGAUGACUGCUACAGUAGGAAAACCUCAACCGCCUUUGACCGCUCUCUCAGGAAUUUUACCGAAGACCUAGUCGGCGUAACUAUUCGACCCCAUUAUAUACUCACUCCCAAGCUCCCCAAACCCCCCCUUUUCACCCACCCACCAGAACCCACCUCUAUCUCUCUUACCCAGUUCACUGCCAUUGACAAAGAGUGAGAAUUUCGUUACAUGGACCCAAAAGACGAGAGCCACCCAAAGUCUCCACCAACUUCAGCUGGAUUCGACCCGGAAUCAAUUGGGUUAUCGGCAUUUCGAUCGGAAAUGUCGGAACCGUUAAUGGGUUCUCAGUCGAUUCCUUCGUCCACUUCUCCUCUGAUGGAAUUCGAAGCCUUCUGUUCUGUAAACCCAUUGGGUGCUUUCGACUUCACUGAAAGAGUUUCAAUUCCGACAUCGUCUAUGGGCGGCGGCGAUGCGGAGGACGUGGUUGCUCCGCCGCGGCCUCUGGAAUGUUUGCAGGGCACUCCGGUGCCUCCGUUUCUGUCCAAGACUUUCGAUUUGGUAGAGGACCCGUCGCUCGAUCCGAUCAUAUCGUGGGGCUCCAGCGGCGGCAGCUUCGUGGUAUGGGACCCAUUGGAGUUUUCCAGGCUCAUCUUGCCGAGGAACUUCAAGCACAACAAUUUCUCAAGUUUUGUGCGACAGCUUAAUACUUAUUUAGGAUCGUCCUCCGAGAAAAACAUCUUCCUUUCUGACUAUGUACUGGAGAGGGGAGUUCAUCUUCUGCAGGGGUUUCGCAAGGUUGACCCAGAUAAGUGGGAGUUUGUGAAUGAAGCUUUCCAGAGGGGCCAAAGACAUUUGUUGAAGAGGAUCCAGAGACGCAAGUCACCUCAGUCUCUCCAAAUCGGGGCUUCUGCGGAAGAAGGAAAAUCUGGAGUGGAAGGUGAGAUAGAGACGUUGCAGAAGGAGAGGAGUGUGUUAAUGCAGGAGUUGGUUGAAUUGCAGCAGCAGCACUGGGGCACAGUUAACCAUAUGAAGGUAGUGAAUCAGAGGCUUCAGUCAGCGGAGCAGAGACAGAAGCAGAUGUUUUCUUUCUUGGCCAAGAUGCUUCAGAACCCGGCAUUUAUAGCCCGACUUCAAAUAAAAACUAGGCGGAAAUUUGUUAAGCAUCAGCAGCAUGAACUCGGUAAAUCAGAUUCCACAGCCCUGGAUUCGAAUCCAGUUCCUUUUGAACAAUCUCCUGAUUAUCUUUCACAAGUUAUGACAGGAAAACUGGGUUUAGGUUCAGUAAGCACGCCAUUCCAAUUUGCGGAUCCUGCACUAGAUGAAUUAGCAGCAACACAAGGAUUUCUCAAAACACCAGAGCAAGAGGGUGAAGGGGCAUCAAGCAUGGCAACCGAAGAUCCUUUUUUCAAAGGGAAGAGUGUUCUGAGCCCACAACAAGAGGCUAAUCCCGAGCGUUAUGUCUCUUUCCAGGAGGAUUUGGCGAAUGAAAGGACUUUUCCGGAACUCUUUUCUCCAGGGAUGGAGAUCAUGAUCAAACAAGAAGACAUAUGGAGCAUGGGUUUCGGUGUCAGUGCUGGUCCUUAUCCUCUCGAAGCGCAGCUCGCUUCUGUCGGAGAAACGUGGCAUGAGUAUCGGAUUGCCCAUUCGAGCUCGUGGAAGUCCAGAAAGAACUGUUUUAAGUUUUAACAGGUACAGAAAUUAUAAGUUGGGGGUAUGAAUAUAAGUACCGAAGAAGCGUUGUGGUGUGCGUCAGUGAAGAGGUGCUUUGAACUGCUAGCCUUUCUGAACUUACCUUCUACCUUUCGCUCACCGAUUUGGAGCGCGCAUGGCUCCGACUGCCGUUGUUUAUUAUUUCGAGGAAAACCGACCGUUCAAACUCGAAGCCGGUGAAAUGUGUAGUGUAGAUCGAAGAUUCGGAUGUCCAAUGUCACUAUAACAAGUACAUUAUUUAUGUGCUAUCAUUUGAAUAACUAAGAACUUGUUUGGAUGUGCUUUUAAAAUGACUA
Malus domestica (apple) is the source of this 2257-nucleotide messenger RNA. Lineage: Eukaryota; Viridiplantae; Streptophyta; Magnoliopsida; Rosales; Rosaceae. The record is from RefSeq and is a predicted model, not a curated record.